This is a messenger RNA of Parasteatoda tepidariorum (common house spider), 3451 nucleotides long. Lineage: Eukaryota; Metazoa; Arthropoda; Arachnida; Araneae; Theridiidae. The record is from RefSeq and is a predicted model, not a curated record.
AUGUGGGAGAUAUGCCUGAAUGAAUGCGUUUUGUGUCUGUGCUCACAUCAAAGGGAUGGCGUCAAACAAGUCUUUGCUGGUCUUGCUGAUGGAACUCUUGCUGUCGUUGAAAAUGUCCAAGGACGUAUGCCGAAGCCUGAAGUGUUUUAUGUUGUUAUUGGUUCAAGUCCUGUAACAUGCUUACAAUUGGUUGGGAGAAGAUUAUGGUGUGCUUGUGGUCCAAACGUUACUGUACUCAGUGCAAGGACACUGGAUGUUGUGGAGCAGUUCCAAGCGUCAUCGAAUAAUUUGGACUACAUCUAUCGCAUGCUUGUUGGAGACCAAGGAGUAUGGAUUACGUUAAGAGGUUCAUCUAUUCUCCAGCUGUGGGAUCCAUAUUUUCUCAACUGUAGAUUACUGUAUGACAUCAGAGAGAAUUAUAGUUCUCGAUCAUCAAAAGUUGAUGAAGCAUAUACGAACCAUGCUAGAAUCACCAGUAUUUUGCCCCUAGAUAACACAAUUCUCGUUGGAACAGCCGAUGGGACUUUUAUUGUUUACGAUGUUAUUGCUCGAAAAUCACCCAGUGUGAGUGCCUCGAAUUCUCCUCAACCACCAGAAAACCCGGAAUCUGGUCACGCUAAACAGAUACAAGAAAGGCUCCAAAAACUUCUUCUGGAGCAACAAUCAUCAGAUACGGAUGGAGAUCUAAAUACGCGAUGCAGUAACAGUCCUAACUUAACUCCAAGUAGUAAUGUCAGUCGAAGAAGUAGUGCAUCCGAUAGAAGUAGCAGAGAUUCCAUUGGAUCUGUCGGUUCAGAUCCUGGAGUUGACGAAGAAUCCCGGAAAAGUCCAGCGUUACUGCCUCCAGAAGUCGAAAGAAGUCCUCGCCUCCAAAGAGGAAUCCGAAAAUCCUCGUUCGCAAUCAGUGCUCCAAUCGCUGAGGAAAAAGAAACGAAAUUCGACGAAGAAGAGGAGGAACAAAUAAUCCCAGACAAAGACAAGCUAUCAAUAUCGAGUACCACGACACUCGAGCCAACUGCAAUUUCAACUCAGGUCGAAUCACAACCACAAGAACAAACAGAAAUAAAAGAAAAACAAGAAACUGUGACACAAACGCAACAAGGUGCUGCGGGGGAGAACGUCGUACCAGAACUGGAAAAGAAAAGGAAAUCCUCUGACCCAAAAGAAUUUUAUCGCUUUCGCCAUAUUGAUGCCGGUGAUCUGGCGUCCUCUGAUGGCGGUGAUAAAAUAGUUUCAGCUUUAGAAUUCCAAGAUGAUUCUCUUAAAUCUGCUAAGAAACGAUAUCAGUCAUUGAGUGCUGAAGAUAUACCGACUUGGGUUGCUCAGGAAAAACCACAACCUGUCAUAUCUGCGAGGGGAGACGUCACAUUUGAGUAUAAAAGUAAACUGCCAUCUAUCAAAGCUUUCAUUCGUCGUGAGGCAAACGAGCUGGCAUCGUUCCUAAAAAGACAGCAACAUCCAAGUGAAGAGGAAGAGGUUCCUAUCAUAAAAAGUGGUAAAUGCCCAUUGUUUAGCAUUCGUCCUCCCACCUUAGAUAUUGCUGAUCAUCAACUGCAUCUGUUUUCCGCAAAGCAUUUUCCUAUAGAAGAGCCUGUAGCAGAACCACCUGUUGAAAGUACUUUUCAAUUGCCUCCUACCAGACCUGGUAACGCUUCUUUACCAGACUCCAGAAGGUCUUCGGGAGUCCCAGAAGAAUCUGCACUGCCACCAUCCUAUUUAGCAAGCGAUGAAGAAUUUUUAAGUACAGCACAAUUCAAUGAUCUCUUGCAGCUGCAAGACUGGACUCGAACAUCUAGAAAAGGGUCAGACACUGCCAGUAACAUCUCCAUGAACAGUGCGGAAGUUCCGUUUGCCUUUGAACUGCAUCUGAGACAAAUGCUUAAAAUAUCGGACAAACCAGUAAAAAGUCUAUUAAAAACUAGGGUAAUAAAUCCCGAAGGGACCAAUUUGCAAGAUGAAACUAUUAUUGUAAGUUGUGCUGGUCAUUACAAUGACGAUGAAGCUGUUCUCAAAUGGACACGAGAUAAAAGUUCGGAAGACCAAAUGUGGUCCAAUGACGUCAUAAUAGAUGUCUGCCCUUUGACCCAUACUAUGAAACCAUCUCCAUUUGCUCGUGUAAGAUUGCCAAGACGAGCAUCAGUAGCUACUACAACCCACGGCAGUUCAGAGAGCAGUGACUCAUUCGUCGGUCGAGCUUCCAUUGAAAGUGGAAUAGCAAAAGUUCAACAGAUACUGUCCAGAGUCAGUGAGAGAACGUAAUUAUCCUAAACAACAUUCGAAAAUUGUAGGAAGAAAUAGCAAUCUAUUGUUGUUCGUCAGGAACUUUUAGGAAUUUUUACAAAACUUUUUCUGUGAUACUUGGUUGAACUGAUGUCGUAGAUCAAUGUCAAAAUGUGAUUGUUAAUGUCUUGGGUGAUUUUCCAUGUGCUCCAUAUGUGACAGACUUAAAAGUAUUCUUGACUAUUUUGAUACAUUUUAAGAGUAUACAAAGUAUUACUGAAAAAUAUAUGAGAAGUUUAUGAAAGUUUGUAAGAAAAAAAAAGUAUUUUUGAUGCUGUUAAUAAUUCACUUAAUAAGAUAUAUGUUCCACACAAUAGUGGCAAAACCUUCAAAGUGUUGUUUGCAUUAGUUGUACUAGUUAAAACUUAAACAAAGGUCAUAUUAUAUGUUAAAAGAAUUAUUAGAGCAUUCAAAACGUAAAAACUGGCGAAGGCAGUGGAAAACCCAUGAAGUGCGAAUUUCAAAAGGUACUUAACGUUUAAGAAAAAAAAAGAUAAGCAUAUUUACAUGGUUGGUUUUGAAGAGGAAUGAUUAGACUCUCAAAAAUUCUGUUCAACUUUGGACCAUUAUAUCUGAACUUUGAACCAAAAUGCGGUGCACAUUUGCUACAACCUUAAUGAAAAGUUAAAUUGAACCAUACAUUCGCUCUGGUUAAAUCAUAAUAUCGUGUAAUCAAGUUUAAGAAAUGCGAUUAUAUGGUUCACCUUACCAACAUAUAAAGGUUACCACAAGUUUGGACGGUUCAACACAUAGAAUAAACGUGUGAUCAAUCAGUACGUAAACUCGAGUAACUAGUCAACUAUUGUUUCAAUCCAUAUAUAUAAAUAUGUCUUUUCGAGUGAGCGGCAAUAGCUCGGUGGUAAAAGUCACUGACAGAUCAUUGUGAUAGACUGGGCUUCAAACCUUCAGCAUCUUGAAGCUUCAGAUUGAUGAGAAGCAGCUUGUCCAGUCCUUUGACGCUGAAUUUUUAUUAAAUAUAUUUUACAUACUUUUUCAUUACUUUGUAUUAAUUUAUCCCAAAAUAAUUUUUAAAAAACUAUAUCUAGCAUUUUAAUAAUAUAAAAUACAGCGUGAAACACCAAUGUCUUGUUCUUCAUUAAAAGUAAAAUCUUCAAAGCACUGCUCACUUCCAAUCAAUAAUUUUUCAAAUUUGCACUCACUUGCAGUUAUC